Molecule: messenger RNA, 3824 nt
Organism: Ictidomys tridecemlineatus (thirteen-lined ground squirrel)
Lineage: Eukaryota; Metazoa; Chordata; Mammalia; Rodentia; Sciuridae
Source: RefSeq, a predicted model, not a curated record
CACAGAGACGUAGAGAAACUUUCCCAAGGUCACACAGUGAGGAAGGACCAGAGCUGGGUUUCUGACCCGACAGUCCAGGUCUUGAUCCCUGUGUGCUGGAGGAGGGUGGUGUGUGAGUCCAGAAGAGUGGCAGCCUCUGCCUCGGGGGCAGAUGAGGACACUGAGGCCCAGAGACGGGGAGCGCCUGGCUUAGGACACUCAGCCUGGAAGGGCAGAGCAGGGACUCCGCAGCGAGACUGCCGACUCCACGCCUGGUGUGUGUGCCCAGAGCCCAGCUGCUUCCCAGGCCCUCUGGGGCGGCCUUGCCUUCCACCAGCCAGGACCAUGGGUAGCAACAAGAGCAAGCCGAAGGACGCCAGCCAGCGGCGCCGCAGCCUGGAGCCGGCCGAGAGCACCCACGCGGCGGGCGGCGCCUUCCCGGCCUCGCAGACGCCCAGCAAGCCGGCCUCCGCCGACGGCCUCCGCGGCCCGGGCGCCGCCUUCGCCCCCGCGGCCGCCGAGCCCAAGCUCUUCGGGGGCUUCAACUCGUCGGACACCGUCACCUCCCCGCAGAGGGCGGGGCCCCUGGCCGGCGGAGUGACCACCUUUGUGGCCCUCUAUGACUAUGAGUCACGGACAGAGACCGACCUGUCCUUCAAGAAAGGGGAGCGGCUCCAGAUUGUCAACAACACGAGGAAGGUGGAUGUCAGCCAGACCUGGUUCACAUUCAGAUGGCUGCAAAGAGAGGGAGACUGGUGGCUGGCCCACUCGCUCAGCACGGGACAGACCGGCUACAUCCCCAGCAACUACGUGGCGCCUUCCGACUCCAUCCAGGCUGAGGAAUGGUAUUUUGGCAAGAUCACCAGGCGGGAGUCGGAGCGGCUGCUGCUUAACACGGAGAACCCAAGGGGGACCUUCCUGGUGCGAGAGAGCGAGACCACGAAAGGUGCCUACUGCCUCUCCGUGUCCGACUUUGACAACGCCAAGGGCCUCAACGUGAAGCACUACAAGAUCCGCAAGCUGGACAGCGGGGGCUUCUACAUCACCUCCCGCACCCAGUUCAACAGCCUGCAGCAGCUGGUGGCCUACUACUCCAAACAUGCAGACGGCCUGUGCCACCGCCUCACCACCGUGUGCCCCACGUCCAAGCCGCAGACCCAGGGCCUGGCCAAGGACGCCUGGGAGAUCCCCCGGGAGUCGCUGCGGCUGGAGGUCAAGCUGGGCCAGGGCUGCUUCGGGGAGGUGUGGAUGGGAACCUGGAACGGCACCACCAGGGUGGCCAUCAAGACCCUGAAGCCGGGCACCAUGUCCCCAGAGGCCUUCCUGCAGGAGGCCCAGGUCAUGAAGAAGCUGCGGCACGAGAAGCUGGUGCAGCUGUACGCCGUGGUGUCGGAGGAGCCCAUCUACAUCGUCACGGAGUACAUGAGCAAGGGGAGUUUGCUGGACUUCCUCAAGGGGGAGACGGGCAAGUACCUGCGCCUGCCACAGCUGGUGGACAUGGCCGCUCAGAUCGCCUCGGGCAUGGCAUACGUGGAGCGGAUGAACUACGUGCACCGGGACCUCCGCGCCGCUAACAUCCUGGUCGGGGAGAACCUGGUGUGCAAGGUGGCCGACUUCGGGCUGGCCCGGCUCAUCGAGGACAACGAGUACACGGCCCGGCAAGGGGCCAAAUUCCCCAUCAAGUGGACGGCUCCAGAAGCCGCCCUCUACGGCCGGUUCACCAUCAAGUCAGAUGUGUGGUCCUUUGGAAUCUUGCUGACGGAGCUCACGACAAAGGGACGAGUGCCCUACCCUGGGAUGGUGAAUCGCGAGGUGCUGGAUCAAGUCGAGCGGGGCUACCGGAUGCCCUGCCCGCCCGAGUGUCCCGAGUCCCUGCACGACCUCAUGUGCCAGUGCUGGCGGAAGGAGCCCGAGGAGAGGCCCACCUUUGAGUACCUGCAGGCCUUCCUGGAGGACUACUUCACGUCCACGGAGCCCCAGUACCAGCCCGGGGAGAACCUAUAGGAGCAGGCGGGCCGGACUGUUCUCGGCUCCAGCCCUGGGCAGCGGCCCGUGCGUGCGGGGCCUGGCCUCCUCUGCCGCCCGCUGCUGCUCUCCUGCGGGGCUGACGGCCAGGGUCAAGGCUGCUCUGGCUCUGGGGCCACAGAAGGGCUUUGGGACGUGGUGCACCCGUGAGGACGGGCCCAGAGCCGGCACAGUGACUGUCCCAGGGCCUGCCCUGGCCACCGCCUCCUCUCCACUGUCCCUCCUCUGCCCAUCCCUGGAGGAGACGCCGGGGAGAAGGGCUGGGGCUGGGCGCCGUCUUCCCAGCCUCAACCUGCCGCUCGCCUGGUUCUGUCCCUCCCCUGAGGCCCCGGCCCAUCCCCACAGCUGGCCAAAGAGCCUUUCCAAAGAGGAGCGGUGGCCCUCAGCCUCCCGCCGCCCGCCCCUCGCCAUCUCUUUCUGAAACGCGGGUGGAGGUUGCUGGCCCAGGGCCCCCUGCUCCAGCCCAGCGUGACCCAGCCCUGCCCCGUCCACCCCAGGGCCCUUGGAGAUCUUCCGUCCCCUUCUCCCGUCUUACCUUGGGAAAGCAGAGUCCGAGAGGAUGUGACUUGCCCAGAUGCCAGAGCACUUGAGGGAUGGCACCUGGUGCUCCCCUGUCUUCCUUGGGAACGAGACUUGUCCUCAGAGGCACUAGGGACAGACUAGAGCAGCCCAGGGGACAAGGGGCCAGGACGGGUUAGAGAGGGCAAAGGCCUGUCUGGGGGUGGGGAGAACGGAGGUGGAGGCGGAGGUGGAGGCCAGGCUGAGCCGGGAGGGAAGGAGCGGCCACAGGGGAGGGUGUGGGGGCUUCCGUCAGUCCCCGGGUGGUCUGGUGCCUGGAGCCACCAGCCAUGACAGGGCAUUGCUCCCGGGUUCCAGAGGCAAGGGAGAGCUAAGGCUGAGGCUCUGGGCGGGCCUCCGCAGGGAACCCCGGGCCUCCUUCCCAGUUUGUCCUGAACAUUUCAACGUGGUACCCGCUCUCCUCCCAAGCUGGCACCCUGAACUCUCGAGUAGGGCGAGGAGUGCCUUGGCCAGGGUCGGAGAGGGCGGGCCCGGAGGGGCUGUGUGACCUCGGGCAUCUGCUGCUUCUCUGAGCUGUGGCGUCUGCCCCUCAUGUGGCCGCGGUCUCUGCGGCUGCUCAGCCCUGUCCACCCCUGUGGCAGGGCACCUGUGGUGAGCCCGUCGGGAGACUUGGGGCCCUGGCUCUGCUGUUCAGGGUAUGUGGUGGCUUCUCUUCCAGCCUCAGUGUGCCCAUCUGUAAAGUGGGCAGCUGACGAUUUGUGGCAUCUUGCCAAGGGCCCCUGAGUAUGUGUGUGUGCACGUGUGUGUGUCUCCAUGUGUGUCCAUAUUUAACAUGUAAAAAAUGCCCCCUCUCUGUCCCCUGACACGUGGUCCAUUCCACCCACUGUCCCCAUCACAGCAAUAACGUCCCUGCUGCCAGGGGCUCUUGAGCCAGCCAGGCCCUGGCAGGGGGGAAGGAGGCACCUGCCUAGGAAAUUCCGACUUUUCCUUCUACACAUGUCCAUCUCCCAGGUCUCUUCCUGUCCAUCCCAGUCGAACCUGGGCCCGCCCACCCCUGCGCUCCCCAUCACUCCUCCAGCUGCCCAAGGCCCUGGGUGUAAGGCGUCUUCAUACUGUCCUAUUUUUUUUAAACAGUGUUUUGUAGAUUUCAGAUGACUAUGCAGAGGCCUCGGGGACCCCUGGCUCUGGGCAGGGCCUGGGGGUCCCACAUUCCAUGGCCCAGGCUUGGGGGGGCGGGGGGACCUAGAAUUGGUUGUAAAUACUUUGCAUAUUGUCUGAUUAAACACAAAGAGACCUCAGAA